Messenger RNA from Vollenhovia emeryi, 880 nucleotides. RefSeq lists its product as uncharacterized. Lineage: Eukaryota; Metazoa; Arthropoda; Insecta; Hymenoptera; Formicidae. The transcript has a single exon. Bases 40 to 567 code for a protein of 175 amino acids. The record is from RefSeq and is a predicted model, not a curated record. Gene Ontology annotation, molecular function: nucleic acid binding.
GGAACAUCUUGGAGAUUUAACUCGCCAUCAUCUCCCCAUAUGGGAGGAAAAUGGGAAGCCGUAGUGAAAUCUAUCAAGUUUCACUUACGACGCACAAUUGGCGAAACUCCGCUCACCUUUGAAGAGUUCUCUACUCUGCUCACCCAAAUUGAGGCAGUACUCAAUUCCAGGCCACUCGAGCCUUUGAGUGACGACCCUGACGAUCUAUCGGCACUCACUCCUGGACAUUUUCUUGUGGGCUCAGCGCUCAAUGCCAUACCAGAACCAUCACUCAUUGACAUUUCGACUUCUAGAUUAUCUCGCUGGCAGCUCAUCCAACAGAGGGUCCAGCAGUUCUGGUCGCAAUGGUCGUCUCACUACCUGCAGCGACAACAGGCGAUCUCCAAGUGGCACCACCCUACCAACGACAUUACGGUCGGGUCAUUGGUGUUGCUCACGGAUGAGAGAAUGCCUCCAUCGAAAUGGCCCCUGGCAAGAGUAUUGGAGCUGCAUCCAGGAAAGGAUGGACUCACCAGGAUCGUCACCAUCAAAACGGCGACGACAACGCUCACCCGGCCCAUCUACUAAAAGCCAUAGAUGAUGGUAUUAAGGCACUACUUAAAAAUGCAAUUCCAUUGAUGUGUUAAGUUCAAUUUAUUAAAAUUAUUAACGAGUAAUAUGUACACGAUUUCAAGCAAAGUUUAUGGUCACGUUUGACUUAUGCUCUAACGAAUAACCGCUUGUAUUGGGAACUGGAACACUUUAUUUCUGUAAAUACUGAAACCAACAGUCGAAAUCGUCUAACAGAAUCAUGUAAAGUCUUAGGCUACAUAUAAACCAUUGUAUACCCUGUAAUUUCAUUCCAAUGAAAUAAAGAAAGAUAUCACGUUUCCAUGUAAAA